Messenger RNA from Jaculus jaculus (lesser Egyptian jerboa), 402 nucleotides. RefSeq names its product eukaryotic translation initiation factor 5A-1-like. Bases 1 to 402 code for a protein of 133 amino acids. Gene Ontology annotation, biological process: positive regulation of translational termination; positive regulation of translational elongation. Lineage: Eukaryota; Metazoa; Chordata; Mammalia; Rodentia; Dipodidae. The transcript has a single exon. Gene Ontology annotation, molecular function: ribosome binding; translation elongation factor activity; RNA binding. The record is from RefSeq and is a predicted model, not a curated record.
AUGGCAGAUGACUGGGACUUCGAGACAGGAGUUGCAGGGGCCUCGGCCACCUUCCCAACACAGUGCUCAGCAUUACGGAAGAGCGGCUUUGUGGUGGUCAAAGGCUGGCCAUGUACGAUCAUCGAAAUGUCUACUUCGAAGACUGGCAAGCACGGCCACACCAAGGUUCACGUGGUUGGUAUUGACAUCUUUACAGGGAAGAAAUAUGAGGAUAUCUGCCCAUCAGCUCAUAAUAUGGAUGUCCCCAACAUCAAAAGGACUGACUUCCAGCUGACUGCCAUCCAGGACGGGUACCUGUCACUGCUUCAGGACAGUGGGGAAGUGCGAGAGGACCUUCGUCUGGCUGAGGGCCACCUCGGCAAGGAGACCGAGCAGAGUGUGACUGUGCAGAAGAGACUCUGA